Felis catus (domestic cat) is the source of this 9550-nucleotide messenger RNA. It is a transcript of the gene ST8SIA1, whose product is annotated as ST8 alpha-N-acetyl-neuraminide alpha-2,8-sialyltransferase 1. NCBI's taxonomy places the organism in Eukaryota, Metazoa, Chordata, Mammalia, Carnivora, Felidae. The coding region runs from base 654 to 1724 and encodes 356 amino acids. Gene Ontology annotation, biological process: N-glycan processing; oligosaccharide metabolic process. Gene Ontology annotation, molecular function: alpha-N-acetylneuraminate alpha-2,8-sialyltransferase activity. The transcript is spliced from 5 exons. The record is from RefSeq and is a predicted model, not a curated record.
CAGCGGAAGGCUGCGGCGCGCCGCUGAAUUAACUGAUGAGAGCGAGUUCUUUUCUUCUCCGGGAGGGGUGGGGAGCGAGGGUCCUGGCGGGCAAGGCGGAGAAGCCCGGGGCAGGAUAGCGGUCCCGGGCCGCGGUGGAAAUUUCCAAGGACUUGGCGCGGCGCGGGGAGCGUGUCUGGGGGGUGCCUGGCGGUGAAGCAGCACGGGAGGCGGGGAGAGGCGGCGAAGGGCGCCAGAGCAUCUCUCAGAAGCGGACGCCGCGGGCCAGUAGUCUGGGAGGGAGCCGAGCCUCUCCCCGGACCCGCGCCGAGGGCGACAGUGAUGCUGCAGAACCGGCGGGAGCGACUCGCCGCGGCCGCUCUCUGCGCUCUCGGAGACCCCAGCGCCCGCCUUCUGCAGGGGAAGCGACCAUGACCGUAGCUCGUGAUUCGCCCCCCGGCCACUUCCCCUAGAAAGAAACCAUUGAAAAAGUUGCAUUUAAAAAAAUCCUUGCGCUGACCUUUGGGGCCGUGGGGGCCGAAGAAACGUGCGUGCCAGUGCAAGCCAGAAAGCGGAAGGUGUGUGUGCAUGGGGGGCCGGCGGUGGGGGGACCCUCUGCUGCCACUUUGCCUAACGCUGUGCUGAAGCCGCCCCCUCGGGACCCCGGGGCUGCGAUGAGCCCCUGCGGGCGGGCCCGGCGACACACGUCCAGAGGGGCCAUGGCAGUACUGGCGUGGAAGUUCCCGAGGACCCGGCUGCCGGUGGGAGCCAGUGCCCUUUGCGUCGUGGUUCUCUGUUGGCUCUACGUCUUCCCAGUCUACCGACUGCCCAACGAGAAGGAGAUCGUACAAGGGGUGCUGCAACAGGGCACGGCGUGGAGAAGGAACCAGACAGCAGCGAGAGUCUUCAGGAAACAGAUGGAAGACUGCUGUGACCCCGCCCAUCUCUUUGCUAUGACUAAAAUGAAUUCCCCCAUGGGGAAGAGCAUGUGGUAUGAUGGGGAGUUUUUAUACUCAUUCACCAUUGACAAUUCAACUUAUUCUCUCUUCCCCCAGGCAACCCCAUUCCAGCUGCCCUUGAAGAAAUGCGCGGUGGUGGGAAAUGGUGGGAUUCUGAAGAAGAGUGGCUGUGGCCGUCAAAUAGAUGAAGCAAAUUUUGUCAUGCGAUGCAACCUUCCUCCUUUGUCAAGUGAAUACACUAAAGAUGUUGGAUCCAAAAGUCAUUUAGUGACAGCUAACCCCAGCAUAAUUCGGCAAAGGUUUCAGAAUCUGCUGUGGUCCAGGAAGACAUUUGUGGACAACAUGAAAAUCUAUAACCACAGUUACAUCUACAUGCCUGCUUUUUCUAUGAAAACAGGAACAGAGCCAUCCCUCCGGGUUUAUUAUACACUGUCAGAUGUUGGUGCCAAUCAAACAGUGCUCUUUGCCAACCCCAACUUUCUGCGUAGCAUUGGAAAGUUCUGGAAGAGUAGGGGAAUCCAUGCCAAGCGCCUGUCCACAGGACUUUUUUUGGUGAGUGCAGCUCUGGGCCUCUGUGAAGAGGUAGCCAUCUAUGGUUUCUGGCCCUUCUCUGUGAAUAUGCAUGAACAGCCCAUCAGCCACCACUACUAUGAUAAUGUCUUGCCCUUUUCUGGCUUCCAUGCCAUGCCAGAAGAAUUUCUCCAGCUCUGGUAUCUUCAUAAAAUUGGUGCACUGAGAAUGCAGCUAGACCCAUGUGAAGACACUCCACUCCAGCCCACUUCCUAGGGACCAUGGGAAAAGAAAGAACUGAGCCAGGGUAUUUUUGUUAGAUUUUUUACAUGACUCCAAAAGGAAAUGGUCAAGUCGUUUCAUGGAUUCACAUGGGCCACUUGGAAAAACAAAACAAAACAAAACAAAACAAAACAAAACAACUACAAACCCCCAAGAGAAACUCUACUUUGAUGAUGGCUUGGAAGACAAACAAGAAAUGAAACAUCCUAUGAAAUAUUUUGUAGCAGAUUGUGGAUUUGCAACUAGUAACAUGCUGAUGGAGUAUGGAGUAAUGUUGGUGAAACACAUUUACAUGGUUCUGAUCUAGAAGGUGCAGUUCACAAACAAAACAGAACUCUAGCUGCUGAGGCUGAGCAAUUAAUCAAGGUAGAGUAAAGGAAAUGCCAGGGCAAAGUGUUACUGAUUAUCAACACAAUCUGGAUUAAAAAAAACCUAUCGUAUAUUAUAGAACAUAGGUUUUUAAAAAAUUAAUAUUUAUUUUUGCCCUAUUGAGGGGCAGUGAGUGGGUGAUGAGGUAGAUUAAAAAAAAAAACCUUACUGAGUAAUAAAGAUACGAAACACUACAGCUAAUUAUUGUGAUUUGUUGAACCAAGUCUAUGUUAACUUUAGUCUCCUUCCAUUUAAAAAAUGUUAAAUAAGAAUUGCUUCCUCUCCUUUUGUCAAAUCUACUUAGACAAUGUGAAUGAAGCAUUGUAGAAUUUAGACUGUGUUGGUUCAUAGUCUGGAUAAUGUGAGAUACUUUCUCUCCUCAGAAUUGAGGGCAUAAACUCCAUUUUAGGCCUGCAUUAUUUAAGCCUAUUUGUAUUAUUAUGUUAUUUCAGUGCAAAAAGGCUGCAAAUAUGAGUGCAUUAUUUAUUUGCAAAUUGGCAUAAUCGUCUUCCUAAUUUAAUGCUCAGAGAUGAAGUAAAGCACAAUGAUGUAAGGUUUAGUCUGGAAACAGACUGGAGGGCACAUCCCUUUUCUAUCUACCAUUGUAUAUUAUUCACUCCAAGAUACAUGCAAACAAAACAUGCAUAUAUUUAUGUACACACACACACAUACACACAGGUAAACAAAGCUCAUUCCCAUACAAGUAGGAAAGCUGAACCCACAUGACCUAGUAUGGCAAAAUCUGUACCAUUGUCAAAGAGCUACAAAUGUAUAUUAUGAACUACCCACCUCACCUUGAUAAAAGACAGGCCGGCUUACUGCUGCUUCUCGUAGUGCUCACACCAGCGUCACCCCCAAAUGCUUACCCCAAAUGAGCAGAAUUGUUUUACUCAUUCUGACUCUCCCUAACAUCUCAUGAAUGGACCUUGUGUUGAGGGUGGUGACACAAGGCAUGAUUCAUACAAGUAAAGGGAUGUGAAUUUGUAGAUGUUGAUUCCCCUGGUAGUAGCAGGUAAGGCUACUCCGAAAGCUUUUUACAUCAGCUUUCACACUGCAAACAAACUCUACUGACAGGUUACAAGCAGCCAAAUGUGUUUACAUGUAAGAGGAAGAUAAAAGAGGCCUCUCGUUGUCUUUGUGCUUUGGAAUGCCUUAAUCUAAAGGGAGACACUAGAAAUCACUCUUUUCAUUCUUUUAAAUGUCACCAGAACGUAAGCAAACUAUGCCAAAAAGUUCUGCUUCAUUUUUAAUGGUAGAGACUUAGUAUACCACAUAAAUUAAAACAGGUGACAGUUUUUGGUGGAUUAAUUUAAAAGAUACUGAGUCAACGAAGCCCUUGGAAAAAUUCAACAUCAUUGGAAUAGGCAAUUUCUAAAUAAGAGUAAAUAUUGAGGUUAUUAUAGAAAUCAGCUGUUAAAAAAUGGUUGACAUAACACAGAUUAUACUGAUAUUUGGAAAGUUAAGAAUUUGAGAGUAUUGAUAUCUUGUAGAACUGAUUUGCUAUUUUGAUUCUAUAUUGCUGCAAAGAGGUAAUGAGACUGUACUAUGAGUGAGUUAUAGUAAAUAUGCACUAUAUGUGAAACCCUAAACCUAUUUCCUCUUUAGACCUAUUAUUAUUUAAUAAUUACCAUAGAAAGGAAUACAUUUGUACCUAUACACUUCAUCAAAGGUAAAAGGGCUAAUGAAAAACAUAUAUGUCACACGAAUUAGUACUUUAACUGAUGAAAUUGUUAAAAUGUAAUUAAUGAGCUCCCUAAAACCCAUACGUCACAGUUCCACUGAAACUGCUAUUUGGAAAUUUCACAUCUUGUUAUGAUUUCUGGGAUAGAUUUAUAUAAUAUAGUGUGCAAUUUUUAGUCUAUACAUUUGUUGCUUUGGAAAAGCAAACAGAAAUGGCCUGAGAUGAUAAUGUUUAUUUAGACCAGUACUUCUCAACUGGGGUAAUUCCCCUCCCCUAUCUGGUGACAUUUGGCAAGGUCUAGAAACAUUUUUGAUUGUCAUGAUUUGGAAGGUGCUACUGGCAUCUACUGGACAGAGGCCAGGGAUCCCACUAAACAUUCUACAGUGCAGAGGUCAGCCCCCCACAGCAAAAAUUACCCAUUCUAGAACAUUAAUAGUGUCAAUGUUGAAAAUGCUGGAUUAGACCAAAAGAAUAUUUUGACUGCCCCAACUUUUCUUCACUUAAGGAUACAUAUACAUGCUCACAUCAUUCAAAGUAUGACUACCAUUGAAUGAGAAUGUUUUCUUAGAGCAGAUUGCAGCUGGCAUUAUUUUAUACUGACAAUGCAUAAGUAUGCCAUCCAUAUUCCCUUUCUUGUGGUUAGAUAGAUGUAUCUAAACUUAGAAAUGUGUGUGUGUGUGUGUGUGUGUGUGUGUGUGUGUAUAGGGGCAUUAUAGCAUAGGCUAUACAUAUCUGUCCUUCUUGAAAUACAUGUGUCCCUAAGUGAGGAUCUCUCCAGAAUUAUCUUGCAGAAUAGUCUGGAAUACUCUAUUACUAUUAAGAAGUUGAAUUCUAAGUACCUAUUAUUUUAUCUAAAACUGAGAACUUCAGAAUUGGACCUCAUACUUUGCCAAAUUUGGUCAAUGACAUUUUAAUACUGCUGACCCUUAAGGUUAGCUGAGAAGAUAUUCAGGUUAUAGUAGACACAGUCAGUAAGAAAAUAUUUCAUCACUUUCAACGCAUCUGCCAAAAGAGGGAGUCAACCUCUCUAAUCUUUAAAUUGCUUUUUAUUGACGAAAACUAGGUUGCUCCAUGGGGGCAAGAGAGGGGGUGAAGAGACUGAAAAUGGGUACCUGAUACGAGUUUUUAACUUUUAUCAGCUCCAGUUUGAGAAUUACACCGAUGCUAAGGAUCAUGAGUAAGGGUGACCUCCAUUUAAUUUUAAUCACACGUUAGCAAAAUUAAGAUGGGUGAAGGAUUAAGUCAUUCUCCAAGAUAGAAAACUGAUUUUUAUAUGAAAUAUUUUUAUAUGGAAGAGGACAGUGGAUACAUAUGCUUUAUAUAGAGUAUUUGACCAACAGUUUAUAUAACAUUGUGCAUCUGGACUGCAACUAACACAUGAAGUUAAGGAGUGCCCCUGGGAUUUUGCUUCCGUAUAGUUCACUGUUAUUUUAACAAGGUAGUAUUCCAAAAUGAUACAAAUGACCCCAAAAGGCAGAUGUUCAGACAAUACCUAUUGGAGUUUUUGAUGUCUCAUGACCUUCUCUUGGCUACAAACUUUCUUUAGGAUACAUAUAACAUACCUGGAGCAAUGGGCAACACAGUUUAACAAUCUACAUGGAAAAUAAUGGAAGAAAUCCCAGGAUUCUGAAUUUGACAAAAAUAUUCUCAGUCAGAAGCUCUACAGAAGUGUUAUAGACUAUUCCAAAUAGAAAAAAAAAUAUCAAUGACGUUUCUUCUUGUUACCUACUAUCAUAGUUUUGUAAUUUUAUUAUAGAUAGCUUUCCAUUUCUUUGUUUGAAAAAUCAGCCAUCUGUAAUUUUAAUUUUUAUAUUUAAAAAUGUUGACUUUGUGAAAAUUUUAACCGACAAAUCCUUGUUAGGUGAGACCUAAAAGGUCACAGUCCACCAAAAACUUCAGGGAAUUCUUAUUCCUAUGAAAAUUUUCCCACCAGAACCAGAUAAUAAUAUCUGCUCUGUUUAGAGUUCCAGAGGUCAAGAGCUGUAAAGACUUUUGUGAGAACCUGAGGGAAAAUAUGGGGAGGAGUAAGGACUGAGAGCAGUACUGUGCUUUUUAUUUCUUCAUCUUCCCAGGGUAGAGGCUGACUCUCAGACUCUGACUUUUAGUGAGCACGCAUCAAGAAACAGCUACAAGACACCUGAAACUUAGAUCAAGCCCCCAGCAAAGUGUGUAGUAACUAUAACUAAACAUGACCAGCAAUUUUAGCAGUUUCAAUCCACCGUGUGCCAGGGAGAGGAUGAGGCAAGUGGAGAGGAGGAGACAACCCUACUCCCAAGCUUUCGGUACGUAAGUCAGAGAAGUCUCUGCCCUUGACCUUGGCUUUCCAGCACUAUCUAUUUCUGCUGACUACCAGGGAAGCUGGCUUGUCUCUGGGGUCAAGCUUGUAGUCUUGUGACUGGAGAAUUGGUGUGGAAAUUUGCUAAGAUGCUUGAAAUUUUACACUGCUGUAAACAGUUUUUUUUUCCUCUUAAACUUGUGCUCUCUAAAUUUGGGUGUCCUGUGACAGAAUUCUAGUCACCCUGACCUAAUUAUGGCCCUGUCAGUGAUUAUUAAAAAUGGAGCUUUUUUUUUUUCUCCAUGCAGAUGAAUUUUCUAAGUUCUUGAAGCCAGGGAGAUAUCAAGUAUAGCUGACCCUUGAAUAACACAGGUAUGAACUGCAUGGGUCUGCUUAUAUAUGGAUUUUUUCCAAUAUAGUACAGUACUGUAAAUGUAUUUUCCUUAUGAUUUUCUUAAUAUUUUCUUUUCUGUAGCUUACUUUAUUGUAAGAAAACAGUAUAUCAUGCAAAUAACAUAAAAUAUGUGUUAAUCGACUGUUAAUGUUGUUGGUAAGGCUUCUGGUCAAUAAUAGGCUAUUAGUAGUUAUGUUUUGGGGCAGUCAAAAGCUGUAUGCAGAUUUUUGACUGCACGGCAGGGUUGGGACCCCCAAUCCCACAUUGUUCAGGGGUCAACUAUUUUCCACCCGUUCUUGUAUAGUUUCUUUAAAAGCCCUGGACACUGAUCCAAAAGAAUCCAGAAGCUUAGAAUGUUUGUUUGCAACUCCUAACCAUGAAGGCAGAAUAUUUAGGUUGAACACUGUAAGAGUCCUAUUUUGUAAGAAGAAAGACACUUAACAUGAAGCUACAGUUGCGGUAGCCUUUUUCCUUCCUAUCAUAAGAAAAUGGAUACUACUGGCUUACCCUCAGCCAAGAAUUUACCCUCAUUCUCUUGUAGUUUUUACAUACAUCCUAGAGGUGAGGGAUCGAAAGAGACGUGUGGAAGGAAGGCUCAUUCAAACAUAACACGGCCUCUGCUCAUCAUCACAAUACAGAAGAAGUACAUAUUUCUGUUAAAGCCCAUGGCUAUAACUUUUUUAAAGCACAAGAGAGGAAUUAUAUUUUAUGGUCACUUGUUUGCCCACCUCCUGUGUAUUCUUAUUGAUCCCUACAUUGUGCUAAAAUCCCUUCUAACUUUGCUUUUCUGUUAAAGCUGUAGGAUAUAAUCAAUGAUGCAAAGCUGCCUGGGAGUUUUAUAGAGUAAUAUUCAAAUAUAUUGAUCAUGUCUCUUUCUGCUUCUACAUAAUUAGAUUUUCUCCAGUUAUUUGUCAUUUUAAAAGUGUAUGUGUCACAUGAUACCAGUAAACAUCUAAGAAAUGUGAUUUUUAUCCAGGGCAGAGAAAUUGGGAGUCAGAUAUGUCUGUUUUUCUCUGCAUAGGAAGCGAAAUGGAAAAUUGUAAUAAAGAAGGGUUUAACCAAAAUGAAAAAGAGAAAGAGGAAAUCAGGAUUUUAAUUGUGAAGGACCACUGACAGGGAUCUUAGUCUGAAGCUAAGCCCAGAGCACAGAGGCUGUUGUCCUUGAGCUCAGUCCCAAGAAUAGAACCUUCCAAAACCUUUUAAAGGAAAUAUAUUGUUAUGCAGUAAUUAUGGCUCAUGAUGAAAAGACUCUAGAAGAAGCAGUGUGAGAACCAGGUUGUGAGACACUUAGGGAAGAAGAUGGAAGAGUGGCACCUGUUUACCUACUUGGACCCUUCUGCCCCUCUUCGAGUUACGCUUUCCUUGGUGUCUAUGUUGGGAUAUACAAAGGCUGCCAUUUUCAUAUCCCCUUUGACACAUAUGCAAGAUUAUUAUUUAGGUCUCCUGUCAUGAUGAGGCAGCAAUGGUAGGAAGUGAAGGUGACCCUUUGAAACAUGGUCACCAUAUGCAUGAUGAGAGUUAGAAAGAUUUAGAUGCAUUUUCUCCUCUCUGUUUUAGUGUAAACACACACACACACACACACACACACACAUACACACACACGCACACACACACCUUGCAUUAUUUAUGCCCAUUGAAAAGAGAAAAAUGUCUGGCUAGGUGGCAGAGGGUGCCUUAACUUUUUCUGCUUGGCUCCCACUUCCUUUUGUAUUUCCUUCAUGUACCUGUCUCUUUAGAGGUGUAGCCAUGUCUGUUCCAAGUUGUAUCUUUACCAUCAGCAAGAACUCUUAUAACUGUAGUAAAUGUGACUAUUUUAUAUAAAUGCACAAUAGUAUAUAGGCCUUGGAGAUGUCUGAUAACUGUAUGUAAAUAUCUUUUGUUGAAGUAGUAGAACCUUCUCAUAAAGAGCUCCUUAGGUGAUAGCUACAAGAGAACUAAGAUGAUUAGAUUCAAAUAUGUGUUUCUCCAGCAAAUACUAGCUUUCAUGGAAGCAAGGAAACAAUUUGUUUCUGUUUCUCAUUCACUCUUAAGCACCAAUUCUUUGGGCUUUCUUGUCCGUAAGUUACUAUAGAUAUCCCUCUCAUACAGGAUUCACAAUUUGUAGUGAUUGAUGGUCAUAGGGGUACAUCAGAGUCAGACACUAGAGGGAAGGGGAGAGAACAGACAAGUAGAAGCUCCAUUGAAAAGCUUGUUUAAUUUUUUAAAAGUCUAGAACAUUAUUAGAACUCUACCACACAGCAUAGUUGGUCUAAAAAGUUUUGAAAAAGUUUCUUGCUGGUCUCUUUCAGUUGACUAUUGCACCUUAUAUAUUCUUCCACAUAUGUGAAAACUGUUUUUCAAGAGCAAAUUUGCAGGGGCGCCUAGGUAGUUCAGUCAGUUAAGUGUCCGACUCUUGAUUUCGGCUCAGGUCAUGAUCUCACAGUUCGUGAGUUCGAGCCAUACAUCAGGCUCUGUACUGAUGGCACAGAGCCUGCUUGGGAUUCUCUCUCUCUCUCUCUCUGUGUGUGUGUCUCUCUCUCUCUUUCUGCCCUUUCUCCUUCUCUCUUUCUCUAUCUCUCUAAAAAUAAAUAAACUUAAAAAACUAGCAUAUUUGCAAAUUGGAAGUAAGAGAAAAAUAGAAAUUCAAAUAUUCUUUCUCAUACAGUGUAGCUUGAUUACUGGUCCAUGGGGGCAAUAAUUCUGGAAAAGACCUUAGAUUAGACUAUAAAACUGAAAUAAUCUUUGAAGUAUACAUGGAAUUACUUUUUCCUAAUGAAGCUAAAUUCUGUUGGCAGGAGGUGUGGGGAAAAUCAAUGCUCUUCAUUUCUUUAAGUUUAAUAUAAAAUGUAGCAGGUAAGAAAAAACUUUAACUUGUACUUUUUAUAGUGUGACUUGAAAAAAAAAGUAUCUAUCUCGGUUGGUUCUACUGAGCGGUUUCCACAGAAUCUAAAUGUAAUGUCAUAGGAGGAGGUUUGCUGUAAAAACAUGUCUUUUUCUUUGGUGUGUUCAUUGUAAUUAUGGCUGGUAGUGAGAAGAUUCAGUAAGUCUCAAUUUCUCUACCUCCCUUACUUGGAGAAAAUUUGGAAAUGUACCCUGUGAAUAAAAUGAUUUUUUUUAUAGUG